Mustela lutreola (European mink) is the source of this 6740-nucleotide messenger RNA. RefSeq names its product ankyrin repeat domain 52 (gene ANKRD52). The record is from RefSeq and is a predicted model, not a curated record. NCBI's taxonomy places the organism in Eukaryota, Metazoa, Chordata, Mammalia, Carnivora, Mustelidae. Gene Ontology annotation, molecular function: protein binding. The transcript has 28 exons. Bases 122 to 3352 code for a protein of 1076 amino acids.
GGCGGGGCCGCGCUCUCCCCGCAGCCGCCGCCGCAGCCGCCGCCUGGGCCGCCCCGUGUCCCCGGUGGAGCCGCCGCCGCCGCCGCCGGGAGCUCGAUGCGGACGGAGCCCGGGCCGGGCCAUGGGGAUCCUCAGCAUCACGGACCAGCCGCCCCUGGUCCAGGCCAUCUUUAGCCGAGAUGUGGAGGAAGUGCGUUCCCUCCUCUCGCAGAAGGAGAACAUCAAUGUACUGGACCAAGAGAGGCGGACCCCAUUGCAUGCUGCUGCCUAUGUAGGCGAUGUCCCCAUCCUCCAGUUGCUACUGAUGUCAGGUGCUAAUGUCAAUGCUAAGGACACACUGUGGCUGACCCCUCUUCAUCGUGCUGCUGCUUCCCGAAAUGAGAAGGUGCUGGGACUGCUGCUGGCACAUUCAGCAGAUGUGAAUGCCCGGGACAAGCUGUGGCAAACACCACUGCAUGUGGCUGCUGCCAACCGGGCCACGAAGUGUGCUGAGGCUCUGGCACCCCUGUUGAGUAGCCUCAACGUGGCCGACAGGAGUGGGCGCAGUGCCCUGCACCAUGCAGUGCAUAGUGGGCAUCUGGAGACGGUGAACCUGCUCCUGAACAAGGGAGCCAGCCUGAAUGUCUGUGACAAAAAGGAGCGGCAGCCUCUGCACUGGGCAGCUUUUCUGGGGCAUUUGGAGGUCCUAAAACUGCUGGUGGCACGGGGAGCAGACCUCGGCUGCAAGGACCGCAAGGGCUAUGGGCUGCUCCACACAGCAGCGGCCAGUGGCCAGAUUGAAGUGGUGAAGUACCUGCUCCGGAUGGGGGCUGAGAUCGACGAGCCCAACGCUUUUGGAAACACAGCUUUGCACAUCGCCUGCUACCUGGGCCAGGAUGCUGUGGCCAUUGAGCUGGUGAAUGCAGGAGCCAAUGUCAACCAGCCGAAUGACAAGGGCUUCACGCCACUGCACGUGGCUGCAGUCUCUACCAAUGGCGCUCUCUGCUUGGAGCUGUUGGUCAAUAAUGGGGCUGAUGUCAACUACCAGAGCAAGGAAGGGAAAAGUCCUCUGCACAUGGCUGCCAUCCAUGGUCGUUUCACCCGCUCCCAGAUCCUCAUCCAGAAUGGCAGCGAGAUUGAUUGUGCCGACAAAUUUGGGAACACGCCACUGCACGUGGCUGCUCGCUAUGGACACGAGCUGCUCAUCAGCACCCUCAUGACCAAUGGCGCGGAUACCGCCCGGCGCGGCAUUCACGACAUGUUCCCUCUGCACUUAGCUGUUCUCUUUGGAUUCUCUGACUGUUGUCGUAAGCUUCUUUCCUCAGGUCAGCUGUAUAGCAUUGUAUCUUCACUCAGCAAUGAGCACGUGCUUUCAGCUGGGUUUGACAUCAAUACGCCUGACAACCUUGGCCGCACCUGUCUUCAUGCUGCUGCUUCUGGAGGGAACGUUGAAUGUCUUAAUUUGCUGUUGAGCAGUGGAGCUGACUUGAGGAGGAGAGACAAAUUUGGAAGGACCCCACUGCACUACGCAGCCGCCAACGGCAGCUACCAGUGUGCAGUCACGCUGGUGACGGCUGGUGCGGGCGUCAAUGAGGCCGACUGUAAAGGCUGCUCUCCGCUCCACUAUGCCGCUGCCUCUGACACCUACCGGAGAGCGGAACCUCACUCAUCUUCCAGCCACGAUGCUGAAGAGGACGAGCCACUGAAGGAGUCCCGCAGGAAGGAGGCCUUCUUCUGUCUGGAGUUCUUACUGGAUAACGGUGCAGACCCCUCCCUGCGGGACAGGCAGGGCUACACAGCUGUGCACUAUGCAGCCGCCUACGGCAACAGACAGAACCUCGAACUGCUCUUAGAAAUGUCCUUUAACUGCCUGGAGGAUGUGGAGAGCACCAUUCCAGUCAGCCCUUUGCACUUAGCUGCCUACAACGGUCACUGUGAAGCCCUGAAGACACUGGCCGAGACGCUGGUGAAUCUGGAUGUAAGGGACCACAAGGGCCGGACCGCGCUUUUCCUGGCCACCGAGCGGGGCUCCACCGAGUGUGUGGAGGUACUUACGGCCCACGGCGCCUCCGCACUUGUCAGGGAGCGCAGACGCAAGUGGACGCCCCUGCACGCUGCUGCUGCCUCUGGCCACACUGACUCCCUGCACUUGCUGAUCGACAGUGGGGAACGAGCUGACAUCACAGAUGUCAUGGAUGCCUAUGGACAAACCCCACUGAUGCUGGCCAUCAUGAAUGGCCAUGUGGAUUGUGUCCAUCUGCUGCUAGAGAAAGGAUCCACAGCUGAUGCUGCUGACCUCCGGGGCCGCACCGCCCUCCACCGUGGGGCAGUGACCGGCUGUGAGGACUGCCUGGCCGCCCUGCUGGACCACGACGCGUUUGUGCUGUGCCGAGACUUCAAGGGCCGCACCCCCAUUCACCUGGCCUCAGCCUGCGGCCACACCGCCGUGCUACGGACACUGCUGCAGGCUGCCCUUUCCACAGACCCCCUGGAUGCUGGCGUGGAUUACAGUGGAUACUCGCCCAUGCACUGGGCCUCCUACACUGGACAUGAAGAUUGUCUGGAGUUGUUACUUGAACACAGCCCGUUUUCAUACCUGGAGGGAAACCCCUUCACUCCUUUGCACUGUGCAGUAAUUAAUAACCAGGACAGCACCACAGAGAUGCUGCUGGGAGCUCUGGGUGCCAAGAUUGUGAACAGCCGAGAUGCCAAAGGACGGACCCCUCUUCACGCCGCUGCCUUCGCGGACAACAUAUCUGGGCUCCGGAUGCUCCUGCAGCAUCAAGCCGAGGUGAACGCCACUGACCACACCGGCCGCACCGCGCUCAUGACGGCGGCCGAGAACGGCCAGACCGCUGCUGUGGAAUUUCUGCUGUAUCGAGGGAAGGCAGACCUUACUGUGCUGGAUGAGAACAAGAACACUGCCCUCCACUUGGCUUGUAGCAAGGGCCAUGAGAAAUGUGCCCUCAUGAUCCUGGCAGAAACCCAAGACCUUGGCCUUAUCAAUGCUACCAACAGUGCGCUGCAGAUGCCACUCCACAUUGCUGCCCGGAAUGGUCUUGCUUCUGUGGUGCAGGCCCUGCUGAGUCGUGGGGCCACAGUGCUGGCUGUGGAUGAAGAAGGUCACACCCCAGCGCUGGCCUGCGCCCCCAACAAAGAUGUGGCAGACUGCCUGGCCUUGAUCCUCUCCACCAUGAAGCCUUUCCCACCCAAGGACGCCGUCAGUCCUUUCAGCUUCAGCCUGCUCAAGAACUGCGGCAUCGCAGCAGCCAAGACGGUGGGUGGCUGCGGCGCCCUGCCCCACGGGGCUUCCUGCCCCUACAGCCAGGAGCGGCACGGCGCCAUUGGCUUAGACGGCUGCUACUCGGAGUAGCCCCCCUUCGGUGUCCCUCCCCCUGCCGGUGGCUUGAUAUCUUAUUCUAUUUAUUUAGAAAAAGUCUAUACAUUUAGGGCACUUUAAAGGAGAACACGACUGGGUGGGGGGGACAGAGCGGGGGGAAGAAGCACUGGGGAGCAGCUGCUCACCCCUUUGCCACACCAUCCUGGCCUGGCAGGGGUCUGGGACCGACAGGGAGCACCCCAGGCCCUUGGCACCCCCAGGGCAACCCCUUCUGCCAAGUGUCCCCAAAUGAUUGCUAAAUGCCUGGCUACCCUCUCUUUUACCCCAUCUCUCGGUUUCCCCUUUCUGCUGCCAACUCCCCCUUCCCUUCCCUCUGUCUCCCCUCUCUGGGUCCCCCUGCCCCUACUGCCAGGCAGAUCCUUCCUCCUCUUCCAUACCCAUCACUGCCUCCCUGCUCGGCUGGCCCCUCCACCCCCGCAGCAGUGAGAAGCCUUAAUUUCUGGUACUGUGUGAGCACUCUGGGGGUGUCCCCCCCCCCCUUCAGGGGCAGCUAGUGGAUGAGGGGGGAGGGUAUUUAGCACUGGGGCCUGGAGCUUUUCCCCAUUUCUGUACCCUGUCACCCCUAAAGUUCAAAUGCAAAACACUUGAAGCAGCAACUACUGUACCUGGGCCCCAAUCCUGCACUCUCCCCUGGCUCCUCAUAUGCAAAUCAAGGGCUGGCUCUGCCCCCACAGCCUGCUCCUCCCUGACUCCCUGCCUCGCUGGCCUGGCCCCCUAACCACGCACUUUAACCUUGCUUCUUUCUUUUCACUUCUUUUGGGAGGGCAGAGCCUGUGGCCAUUCCCGCCCUGGCUCCCCCUCCCUUAACUUUGAGGCUUGUCAUGAAUUUUUAAGUAAGCAUUUUAUCCUUUAGGGAAAGAAACAAAUUAAUUUCCUGCCCAUUUCAAAACCACAGCCCUAGUAUGUCCUGUGUGUUUCAGGCAUGUGUUUGCAUGUGUGGGGAGGGAAGGACCGUGUUCUUCCUCCUGUGCCCCCCAAACCUCAUAGUUCCUCUGUGCCCGCACCUUCCGUUAUGUCCAAGAGUACCCACCGCCCCCAGUCACUCCUGAUCUGAAGCCAAAGAUGGUGGGAGGGGCAGGGCAGACUAGGGAUCGUGGACGACUCGGGACCGGCUUCCCCUCCAGUGUGAGGAUGAAGCUCUGAUCUAGGGAGCGAUAAAUACCCGCUGAGGCUUGGUCCCUGCCCUCCUGGCCUUGGGGAGAGAUGGGAUUGAGCGAGGGGCCGCACUGAGAAGAUUCCCAAAAGUCGCACCCCAAAAGCCAAACUGGGCCGGAGUGAGGAGGGGGCAGUUUUCUCUCUAAAUGUAGCAUUGAAUUUGGCCCUGGUCCCUUCCAACGCCCUGUCCAUCCAUCUCCCAGCUAAGCCUCCUGGACAGUUGGACCCACUCCCACAGCCCAGUGUUCCCUUCCUCACACUCAAUACCUCAGCCAGGGGCCAAGACACAGAACUUGAAUAGAGGUCAUGCCCCCUCCACUCCCACAGUGCACCCUUGCCCAGUUUGGCUGCCAUCAGUAUUGUCCCCUGAGAACUGGACAGGCUUCGUUUACAUAGUACAGGGUUCCCCCCACCCCCCGCCCCACCGCCCCCCGGGGGAUCCCUCAGUUUCCUUCCCCCACCCACGCUUGCUUUGUUCACAACCUCACCCACUUUUCAGUCGUGUCCCCUGAAAGUCUUGCUGCCCUCGCCAAGGGGGUCCUGAGGGGAGAGGGGGGCAUCCCAGGGACCCCUCCCUCCCUAACAGAUACCCUUAACCAUACCUCAUGCUGGUUCCCUGAAGCCUGGGGUGUUUGUCCAAGUCCUUAUUCUUUUUGUCAUGGUCUCUAUUCCCUCUCUCUGUGUCUUGCAUCCCCCAAACCUCAGUUCCUAAACCAUUUCAAAGCUUCCAAAUGACCAUUAUUGGUGAGAAGGAUUGUGCAGCUUUUAGUUUUUAAUUUUGUUUUCAAAGCCAAAGGGCCUUGCGACGCCCCUCUUGCCCACCUCCCUUUCACACCCUGCCCUCCCCAAUACGACAAUCAAUGUGACCUCUCUUAAGGGCUGCAGCCCCCCACCCCCAACCCUGCUGGUUCUGCAAAGCUUGCCCCUAACUUCAACUCUCUCUCCUCAAAUCUUCCCAUUCCACCCCCUCCCUCUCAUUUUGGUGCUGGGAAUUAGGUGACGGGGGGUAGGGGGGCAGGGAGUGGGCAGAGAGAUGGGUCCUCCAGAGAAGACUCUCGGGGUAUCAGUGGGGAAUCAGUCGUGUUCUCCUUUAUCAAUGUUUGGCGAUGACAGGAAGAAUCUGAGUAUUUAUCAGGAGCCCCAUUGUUUUGCUAGAUGAGAUUUCUGGCUGCUUCCUCUUCCCCCGCUGCCCCUUCAGCACACCGUCAGCAGUGCUCGGGCAGGUCGUGGGGAGUCCCCUGCCCCUCCUCGUGCGGCUGUGAGGAGGCAGAUGUGGAGGACGAGCAGCCCCCUCUCCUUAUGCCAAAGGAAAUCCCACACCCUACCCCGGGCUCCCCAGCCCCUAGUGUUUUUUGAAGUGUUUUGACCAUUCUCAUGGCCACUGCAUAUUUAUUUUAAUGUUAAGAUUUUUUUUUAAACCUCUUUGACUUAAACGGGUGUGGAGAAGUAAAGCAGGCAGAAUGCCCCCCAAUCUUAAGGGGGUAGGGUGGGGAGGAAACACCUCCUUCCCUUCGCCCUCCCUCUUCCCUCCCCCUCUCCCCACCGCAGCUCUAAAGCACUUGCUUCAAGUAAUAAGCACUUUUGAGAAAAGGCCUAUUUUAAGUGAGGACCCUGGGAACAGCCCCAGGUCCCAGCAAAGGAGACAGAGCGAGGGCUACAUAGGAGACAGGGAAACAGGCUUGUGAAUCAGAGGGCGAGUUGAAAAGAGCCAGUUUUUAGUUUCUGAUUUUUGGGGAGAUGUUUCUGAUUGGGCGGUGGCUUUGGUAGGGUUGUGUACUAUCCUUCAGAAAAACAAAUGGCACAAACUGUGGGUCCCAGGAUGGGCCAACAGACCCGGGUCACUGCCACUGUCCAACUGAGACUGACGGGCCACCUCCCCCGCCGUGGCCCCCUGAGCCAUAGGACUGCUGAAAACCACUGAAUGUACAGCCCAGGUUGGGGUGGGGAGCAGCCCCUGGGGGAGGGGGCUUCUCCUUCUGUUUGGUGCUGUGGGGGGUGGGAGAGAUGAGAUGAGGGACUGCCACCCCACUUAGACAUGUGUUUCUUGGGGUGGAGGGGCUGAGGAGGGCUUACCUCCCUCUCCAACCCCAGCAUGGCCCCUCUUCCUUCCUCAUCCCUAUCCGUUUUGACUGUAAGUCCAGCUCACCUUUGCCUUCAAUAUGUAACCAAAGGAAAACUCAAUACUGUUUCCACCGCUGUCUGCCCA